Molecule: messenger RNA, 2511 nt
Organism: Lemur catta (Ring-tailed lemur)
Lineage: Eukaryota; Metazoa; Chordata; Mammalia; Primates; Lemuridae
Gene: ZNF510
Product: zinc finger protein 510
Exons: 4
Biological process (GO): regulation of DNA-templated transcription
Source: RefSeq, a predicted model, not a curated record
GCUUUCCUCUGCGUGUACGUGCAGUCGGCUCCAUUUUCCUGCUUCCGCCGUCUGCGGCAUCGAGGGUCCCGGCGGUUCGCACCGCAGGCAUCAGUGUCAUUUGAGGAUGUUACUGUGGAAUUCACCCGGGAGGAGUGGCAGCAGAUGGGCCCUGCUCAGAGGACCCUGUACAGAAAUGUGAUGCUGGAGAACUACAGCCACCUCGUCUCAGUGGGGUACUGUGAUUUCAAACCAGAAGUAAUCUUCAGGUUGGAGCAAGGAGAAGAGCCUUGGUUCUCAGAGGAGGAAUUCUCAAACCAGAGUCACCCAAUUCUAGAAUAUUACAGAGAUGAUGACCUGAACAAGAGGAACGAGAAAAUCAAAGAACAACACUUGCAGCAAGUAAUACUCACCAAAAAUAAAACAUUGACUAGAGAGGAAGAGGAAGAGGAAAUUUUGGGAAAACCAUUUAGUCUGCAUAUAGCUCCUGUUUCUUCAACAAAAAUAUCCUGCAGAUAUGACUCGUGGGGAAUAAAUUUGCACACUAUUUCUGAAUUUAUCAUUAAUAAUAGAAAGCCUUCAGCAAAGAAACUGGGUUACCAUAAUAUAUGUGAGAAUUUGCCUUUCAAAAUGAAGUUUGAGAAAACUCAGACUGAAGAGAAAUUUUAUGAAUAUAGUAAAAACAUGAAAGCUCUCAGCCAUAAUGAAAAUCUUCCUGAGCAUGAGAAAUUUCAAACUUUGGAGCAAACUUUUGAAUGUACUGAAAUUGGAAAAUCCUUUAAUGGUAAGGCUGACUAUGUUACACAUAAGAAUUCUCACACAGGAGAAAAAUCCUGUAAAGAUGAUGAAUUUAGGAAAAACUGUGAUAAGACAACUCUUUUUGACCACAGGAGAACUUGCACAGGGGAAAAAUACCCUCAUCUUAACCAAAAUGGGAAAUCCUUUCAGAAGUCAGCUGUGAAAGAAUAUAAUAAAUUUAACAUGCCUGUGAAACAUUUUGAAUGUAAUGCAAGUGGAAAUAAUUUCAACAGGAAAUCACACCUCACUCGACCUCAGAAAACUGUCCCAGGAGAGAAUCCAUUGGUAUGUAAUGACAAAACAGAAACUGGGAAUAAGUCCUUUGAAUAUCAUGAUAAGAAAUCCUACCAAACAUCAGUCCACAAAGUACACCAGAGAACUCACUCAGAGGUAAAACCCUAUAAAUGUAAUGAAUGUGGAAAAUCUUUCUGUCAGAAAGGACAUCUCAUUCAACAUCAGAGAACUCACACGGGAGAGAAACCAUUUGAAUGUAAUGAAUGUGGAAAAACUUUCUCCCAGAAGUCACACCUCAGUACACACCAGAGAAUUCACACAGCAGAGAAGCCCUAUAAAUGUAAUGAAUGUGGGAAAACAUUUGUCCAGAAAUCAACCCUCAGGGGACAUCAGAGAAUUCACACAGGAGAGAAACCCUAUGAAUGUAGUGAAUGUGGAAAAACUUUUGUUCAGAAGUCAACCCUCAGAGAUCACCAUAGAAUUCAUACAGGGGAGAAAUCCUUUCAGUGUAAUGAAUGUGGAAAAACUUUUGGACAGAAGUCAAACCUCAGAAUACAUCAGAGAACUCACAGUGGGGAGAAAACUUAUCAAUGCAAUGAAUGUGAAAAAUCUUUCUGGCGAAAAGACCACCUCAUUCAGCAUCAGAAAACCCACACGGGAGAGAAACCAUUUAAAUGUAACGAAUGUGGGAAAACUUUUGCCCGCACAUCAACCCUCAGGGUGCAUCAGAGAAUUCACACUGGGGAGAAACCAUUUAAAUGUAAUGAAUGUGGGAAAAAAUUUGUCCGGAAGGCAAUCCUUGGCGAUCAUCAGAGAAUUCAUACAGGGGAGAAACCCUUUCAAUGUAAUAAAUGUGGGAAAACUUUUGGCCAGAAAUCAAACCUUAGAAUACAUCAGAUAACUCACAGUGGGGAGAAAUGAAUGCAAUGAAUAUGGGAAAUUAUAUAAGAAAUCAUCCUUAAAUGUAUGUCAGAGAAUUCAGGGAGGGGGGAAAAGCCUAUUGAUGCAAUAACUGUAGAGAAUCCUUCUGACAAAAGGAACAUCCCAUGUACUAUCAGAGAUACAGGAAAAACUAGUUGAAGGUGGUGUAAGAAGAUAGUCCCAGAAAUCAACCCUCCCAGUACAUCAGAGAAUUCACAAAAGAGAAACCAUAUGAGUAUGAAUGUAGGAAAAAUUUUGUCCCAAAGGGAAAGAGUACAUCAAAGAAUUCACACAGGCUUCUGUUUCUUUGAAGGAACUAUGCAAAGUCCUUCUGAAUGAAGUCGUGCCCUAUUAGAUAACCUCACAUAUCACACAAGCCGGUAAUUUGUUCACCAGUAACAAUUUCAUUUUUCCUAUGGGCACAUAACUAGUCUAAAUCCCAAUGUUCCUUUCAUCUAAGUGGAUCUUUGUGAGUGGCUACUGGAAUGUGGAUGCCUAUGAUGUAUACCACAUCCAGUUUUGUAAAGUAAAAGACUUCCCUGACAAACUACCAGAAUAAAAUGGAUAUGAUUUCUAGGA